ACGUCACGAGUUGAACGGAAGUGUGAUUAGCACGCAUCUCUACUUGAAACAUUGUUGGCCUUAAUCGAUCUCUUACACAUGCAAAAUUGGGCCAAUAUCAACAUUUGCCAUAGUGUAAGAAUUUUGUAUUAAUUAUUUAUUUAUUGCAUAUUGGCUAGCUACAAAAUUGUAACAUAUUACUAACGGAGAAACUGGGCUGGACAAGAUGGCCAGCUGCAAUUUUCAGGCGCAGUUGGUAUCUGUUAUGGAGGUAUUAGCUAAAGCAGCUAUAGCAGAAAUAAACAAACGUGUAGAUGAUAGCUGUGCUGUUAUACGUUUGGAAAUGACCCAAAGCCAGCGAGAUAUUGAUGUACUGAAAAGGAAGUGGCAAAUGAUGGAGAGCGAGUUGAAGAAGACGCGAGGACGAGUCAGAAGAAAAGUUUUUUACCCCAUGGCAUCAGAGAGAUCUUCAUAUCCAGUCAAGAUUGUUUUGAACAAGCAGAGUAGCUCACAGUGGAGAGACGAAGAGCUGGCUGUUGAAGAAGACUCUCAACCACAGCCUUCAGAUGUGGAGCAGAGAGUGGAGACUGAACCCAUACUGAUCAAAGAUGAGGAGACAGCAGAGGACGUGUGGAAGACUGACCCUCAGGAAGAGCUCAGGAUCACUGGAGAGGAGUCUGGUUCCAAGCCUGGGAAACCACCAUCCUUUGAGCAACGGCACUCUGAUGUGGACUUCAUCACACAACCCAGCAUGUCUCCCGAAGACUCAGUGGAACAUUACCCCAAUUCUGAUCGUCCAGAGGAACCAGGAACACCCCGGCUCGCAUCUACAGAGGUGUUCAGCGCAGAGCAGCACCGGCCGGACGAGGACUCACUAGAGCUAGUGAUGGUGAAGAAUGAGAAAGAGGAGGAGCUGGGUCAGACCACGGCCCUGGCAGGACCUGACCAGUUUGUCAUGGAUGAGACUGAUGGGCAGCUGUGGACCUCUGUGGAUCCAGGCGGAGACACUGACCCUGUCUGCCACCCAGAUUUCUCCUUUCAUUCCACAGAAGAGUACUCUCAGAAUAUCUCAAUGGUCCCAUCUCAUAGUGGGCUGUCAUCUGUUCCUACUAUGACAGAUGAUGUAGGGCCAUCGCUUCACUCUUCUAUAMGYAAARCACAUGCUAACKUGUUCAGUGCWGCAYKACACAMGAYAAGACAUGUCAGMACAURGYCUGAUGAGYCUAGACAACAGAUGRCAGAGGGACAGAGRAGUGAYAMGCUGAARUCAAAUAAUGAWGGAAAUAGUUUAGRUCUACAGUCAAGGCAGCAUCAYUACYGGGCUUCAGAAGCAACAGUGAGAUUGAGUGAGUGCAUGACAGGGUCAAACAUGGCCACCACCUCCACCUUCUCUGGAUACAGCCUGAGUCACAGUAGUUUUAACAUGGUGAAGAGAAUGAGGACUCAGUGGAGAUCAGGCGGKACCACCGAGAGGCGWUUCAGCUGCACCUUCUGUGGGAAGAGCUUCCAGCGUUUCUGCCAGCUCAAAGUCCACCUCCGGAGUCACACCGGAGAGAAACCGUACACCUGCGAACAGUGUGGCAGGAGUUUCACCCAGCAGUGCAACUUGAUCAGACAUGCUGUAGUCCACAGCGGGGAGAAGCCCUUCGAGUGCAAACAGUGUGGGAAAUGCUUCACCCAGCGCUCUAGCAUGAAGUCACAUCAGAAAACUCACAUAGGAGAGAGUCCAGUGUCUCAAUACGUGGUACCCGCAUACCCUCGGGAUCCACACACAAGUUUAAAGCGCAACUGA
Messenger RNA from Salvelinus sp. IW2-2015, 1771 nucleotides. RefSeq lists its product as uncharacterized. Gene Ontology annotation, molecular function: RNA polymerase II cis-regulatory region sequence-specific DNA binding; DNA-binding transcription factor activity, RNA polymerase II-specific. The record is from RefSeq and is a predicted model, not a curated record. Gene Ontology annotation, biological process: regulation of transcription by RNA polymerase II. NCBI's taxonomy places the organism in Eukaryota, Metazoa, Chordata, Actinopteri, Salmoniformes, Salmonidae.